AUGGAUAACGAGGCAACUGCUGUUAUUAAUAACGGUGAUAAUACUGAUACACAUUUACAACCUAAUAUAUCUACUGAUAAUGGUUCUCGACGUAGUUCACGUAUUGGUUCUGCUCGUUCAGGUCGUAGUAAAGCAGCAUCCGUACGUGAAGCAACUGCUAUUGAUGGUUCAAAUGAACGAAAACCAUCUGCAAAUGGUGUUACAUCUCCAAAACCAGAUAUAACUACCAAUGGUGAUCGACAACAUUCAGCUGUAGUUAGAUCUAAACCUGCAUCACCUGCAGUACCCAUAUUUGAUACACCUAGUGGUGAAUAUGAUGAUGAUAAUAUAAAUCAAGAAGAUGGUCAUGUUAAAUCAGAAAUUGAUUCUAUUCUCGAAUAUAUUCAUAAACUUGUCACACUUCCUGGUUUGGAAGAAAACAUGUGGACAGAUGAAAUUCAUGGACGAAUUCGUGAUUAUCUCAAUGAUCCAGACCAUCGUAUAAUGUGUUUUUAUAUUGAUCGUGUACUUGGACUUUCUGUUGAAUAUGGUGUACCAACAAAUCCAUUUUCACAUUUAGUGUUUUUUAUGAAAAAUCAAUCAAUACGUAUUUUUGAUAAAGAACAAUUUAUUCAUGAAGUUCAAUAUGGUAAUUUUGGUGGUAAACAUUUUUCAUCUCUUCUUCGUUUAAUGUCUGGUCUUUAUGCUCCAUUAUUUUUUGGUAAUAAAAUGUGGCCAGAUUCAAUAAAAAAUGAUUUUGCAUCACAAUUACAUCGUUUUCUUGCAACAUUAACUGAUAUUCGUUGGCGUAUGGAAGGUAUAACUAAAUUAUAUAUACCAAAAGAAGGCUUAGAUAUUCCAGUUGAACAAGCUGCAAAAGAUAAAGAAUUAGUUCAACGUUUAGAAUCAGCUAUGGUCCAUUGGUGUCGACAAUUAAAAGAUGUUUCACAUUCACAAGAUGCAUCUAUUGUUGAUGAAAAUAGUGGUCCAUUAGAAGAAAUUGAAUUUUGGAAAGCUCGUAGUCAAGAUUUAUUAGGUAUUAGUCAACAACUUGAUCAACAAUCCAUUAAACAAAUAACACAAAUAUUAAAAAUAGCUAAAUCAUCAUAUUUAUCACAAUUUCUUAAAUUAGCAGAUCAAUUACAAGCGAAUACAAAACGUGCUGAUAAUAAUUUAUCAUUUUUACUUGCUUUAAAAGAUCCAUGUCAUGAAUUAGCUGAUGCUAAGCCAAAUGAAAUAGCAAGAAUUUUGCCUAAAAUGAUAUCUUUAAUUCGUGUUAUUUGGAUUAAUUCAGAAUUUUAUAAUCGACCUGAAAUGUUAACUGCACUUUUUCGAAAACUUAGUAAUGAAGUUAUUCGUCGAUGUACAGCUGCAGUCGAUCUUGAUAAAAUUUUUGAUGGUAAUAUUAUAUCAAGUCAGAAAACAUUAAAUGAAUGUAUUGAAUGCUGUCAACAAUGGCAAGAAAUAUAUAAUAAUGCUCAAAGUCUUCAUGAAAAAUUUUCAUUAAAAGGUUGGCGUCUUGAUAAAACAACAAUUUUUGCUCAAAUUGAAGCAUUUAUUCAACGAUGUCGAGAUUUACUUGAUUUAUGUGAAUGUCAAAUGCAUUUUGCACGUUGGGAAGAAGGUGUUCGAACUGAAUUACCAAUAUUUGGUGGACAACGUGGUCCAUCAAUUAAUCGAAUGUUAACAGAAAUUGAAACAGCAUUUGAUAAAAAUUUACAAGAAUUAAGAAAAGUACAACAUACAAUUUUAAAUGUUAAAGCUACAACAUGGCAUGAAGAUUAUAAUCGUUUUCGAUCAGCUAUUAAAGAUCUUGAAGUUAUGAUGACAAACGUUAUUACAUAUGCAUUUGAUGCUGUUAAAACAGUUGAACAAGGUGUUGAAGUUCUUGAUGUUUUUACACAUUUAAAUUCAAGAGAAGCAAUCCGUCGUACAUUAGAUAGAAAAACUGUUGAUUUAUAUAAGAUUUUCAAAUAUGUACUUCAAACAAUUCAAUCAAUUAUUUCAACAUCAUCAAUUCCUCAAUCACUUGAUCGUUUUCAUCCUCAUUAUGCUGGUAGUGCAUUUUGGGCUCGAAAUUUAAAACGUCGUAUUGAACGUAUGAUGUCAUUUUUAAAUAUGGCACAUUUUUUGCCUCAUGUUGGUAUUUCAUCAGAAAUUCGACAACAAUAUGAAUAUGUUAAACAAGCAUUAGAUGAUUUUAUUCAACGACAAUUUAAAGAAUGGUCAUAUCAUAUUGAAAAUGAACCAACAAAAAAACUCGAAUGUCCAUUAAUUAAACGUGUUAAUGAUGAAGGUUAUUUACAAGCUAAUUUUGAUCCAUCUUUAAUAAAAUUAUUUCAAGAAAUUAAAUUUUGGGAACGUCUUGGUUUUGAUAUUCCACCAUAUGCAACAGAAAUUUUAUCACGAAAAAAUGAAUUACGUACAGCACGUGAAAAUGUUAUGUUAAUUGUACGUGAUUAUAAUCGUAUAUUAGAUAAAUUAGAACCCAAUGAACGUAUUCUAUUUAAAGAACGUAUUAAAAAUUUAGAUAAAAAACUAGCACCAGGUUUAAAUAAAAUAACAUGGCUUAAACCAACACAUGAAUAUACAAUUGAUUGUCGUAUACAUGCAUCAGAUUUACAACAACAAGUCGAUAAAUUUAAACAAUCUUAUCUUGAUUGUAUUAAAUUAUGUAAAAAAAUUAGUGAAACACUUUUAGUUAAAAUUGAUACAAGAAAAAUUUUUGAAAAUCUUGAAUUUGAAGAAUAUCAGAAACAACAUCGCAAAAUGGCAAGUGAAAAACUUCGUGAAUAUUUUAAUGAAAUUUUAAGUAGAAUUCAAGAAACUCAUAAAACAUUUGAACAUGAUUCACUUGAAGUUCAACAUGAAUGGGAUCGUAUUGUUAAGGAAUUAGAUAAAUGGCUUGAACGUGCUAUUAGAUAUAAUUUUAAAGCAUCACUUGCUGAAUUAUCUAAAGCUAUUAAUGGUGAUGGAAAAGCUGCACCAGGGCCUUUAUUUAAAAUUGAAAUUAUUCUCGAACCGAAAACAGUUGGUGAUACAACUUUAUCACGAAUCAAUUUUAAACCGGAUUUAGCUACAUUGAAAGCUAUUAUUAAUAAUAUUGGUGAACAUGAAUUAGCUGAUUCAAUUACAUUUCUUCAUAGACUUAAAUCAAGAUCGAAUGAAGAAUCACUUCAUAUGUUACUUAAUAAAGAUGAAGCUAAACAAAAUUUACAACAACAAAUAGCUGUUGGACUUGAUGCAAAUGAAAAACAUCUUGAUGAUUAUCAAACAACAUGGAAUGGUGUACGAGAAUUAUGGGAUGUUGAUAAAGAACGUUUUAUUGCACGUUAUGAAGAACGUUGCCCAGAUGCAUCAUUUUUUGAUGCUGAUAUUAAUCGUUAUACUGAAGUUGCUAAUAAUGUACAAUCACGUGAUACAUUUGCAACAGUACAAUUUGUACUUGUUGAUUGUUCUCCAUUGAAAAAUGCUUUAGUUGUUCAUUGUUUACAAUGGCAAGCAAAAUUAACUGCUCUUUUAUUGAAAUUAGCAACAAAUGGUUUAGAACAAUUAACACGUUAUAUCGAAGAGAAUAGUGUUAGUGUUAUGAUGACACCAGAAAAUCAUUAUGGACUCGAAGCUAAACAAAAAUUAUUAGAAACAUUACAACAAGACUUACCAGUUUAUGAAGGCAAAUUUGCACCUUUACAAGAACAAUUUGCUUUACUUGAAAAAUAUGAAAAACCUGUUCCGGCUACUACUCGUGAGAUGCUAGCACAAUUAGAUGAACGUUGGCAACAUUAUCUUCAAUGUUUAACUGACAGUGAAGAAAUGUUGAAAAAAUUACGUGAAAAAUUCAAAUCAAAAUUAUUACAACAAUCUGAAGAUUUUAAAAAGAGUGUUAGUGAACUUGUAUCAGAUUUUAAAACAAGUGGUCCAUUUACAUCAUCAACAACACCUGAAGAAGCACUUAAUCAAAUUGAAGCGAUGAAACAACGUUUAGCUAAAUUAAAAGAAGAAGAACAAGAACUUCGUCGUGGUCUUGGAAUAUUUCGUAUUGAUCAUCCAUUAUCAAAAGAUAUACAAAAUCUUGAAAAAGAUAUUGAAGCAUUAGAAGGUAUAUGGUCAAUGGCACUUGAUUGGAAUCAAAUGUUUGAUAAAUGGAAAUUAACAACAUUUGGAAAUCUUCAAACACAAGUUAUGGAAGAUUAUGCUCAAGCACAAUAUAAAAAAUUACAUAAAUUAUCAAAAGAUUUUCGUGAAAAAAAUUGGGAAAUUAUUGAUUCAACUAAAAGUCGUGUUGAUCAAUUUCGACGUACAAUGCCUUUAAUGAAAGAUUUACAUAAUAAAGAUAUGAGAGAUCGUCAUUGGAGACGUAUUAAAGAUGAAUCACAAAAAGAAUUUGAUGAAUCAUCAGAAGAUUUUACUUUAGAAGCUAUUAUUAAUAUGCAUUUUGAAGAAAAUGCACAAUUAAUUAAUGAAAUUAGUGAAGCAGCACAAAAAGAAGCACAAAUUGAACGUGGUAUUGAAAAAAUUAGAGAACAAUGGGAAAAAGUCGAAUUUGAAAUUACACCAUUUAAAGAUAAAGGUCAUUUUAAAAUCAAAUCAACUGAAGAAAUUAAUAAAACCAUUGAAGACCAUCAAAUAUCAUUAUCAACAUUUAAAGCAUCUCGUUUUAUUAAACCAUUUGCUAAAGAAGUUGAUAAAUGGGAACGUGAUAUAUCUCAUGUUCUUGAAGUAACUGAAUUAUGGUUAACUGUUCAACGACAAUGGUUAUAUCUUGAAAACAUUUUCUAUGGUGAAGAUAUUCGUCGUCAAUUAGCUAAAGAAACUGCUUUAUUUGAUGAAGUUAAUGAAAAAUGGAAAGCUGUUAUGACAACAUUAAAUCAAUCACCAAAUGCAUUUCAUGCAACACAUUUAGAAGGUGUUGAUAAAGAAUUACAAUAUAUGAAUUCUAAUCUUGAAGAAAUACAAAAAUCUCUUGAGAUGUAUUUAGAAAAUAAACGUCGACAAUUUCCAAGAUUUUAUUUUAUAUCAAAUGAUGAUUUACUUGAAAUCUUAGGUCAAUCAAAAAAUCCACCUGGUGUUAUGCCACAUAUGAAAAAAUUAUUUGAUAAUAUUAAAACAUUAACUUUAGUUAAAUCAACUACUAAUGGACCAAUGUCGGCAACAGAAAUGCGUUCAAAUGAAGAUGAAGUUGUUCCAUUUGAGGGUCAAGUUUUACUUGAUGGACAAGUUGAAAAAUGGUUACGUGAUGUUGAAAAUAAAAUGAAAGAAGUUGUUAAACGUAAAGUUUUUGCAUGUCGUCUUGAUUUAUCAAAUUGUGGUACAAAACGUGAAAAAUGGUUAAAAUCUCAUCCAGGUCAAGCAUGUAUAACAGCAAGUCAAAUACAAUGGACAGAAGAAGUACAAAAAUCUUUACGUGAUAAUGUAUUAAAAUUAAGAACAGAUAGAAAAAAACAACAUCUUGUUUUAAGAAAUUUUACUGAUAUGAUUAAAAAAAAUUUAACAAAACUUGAACGUAUUAAACUUGUUUCAUUAGUUACAAUUGAAAUUCAUGCAAGAGAUGUUAUUAAUGAUUUAAUUAAAAAUCAAAUUAAAACUGAAUCAUCAUUUGAAUGGCAACAACAAUUAAGAUUUUAUUGGAGAAAAGAUGAUAUUAUUAUUGAACAAGCUAUUGGAAGAUUUUGGUAUGGUUGUGAAUAUUUAGGAAAUUCUGGAAGAUUAGUUAUUACACCAUUAACUGAUAGAUGUUAUAUGACUUUAACUAUUGCUUUAUCAUUAUGUCGAGGCGGAUCACCAAAAGGACCUGCUGGUACUGGUAAAACUGAAACAGUUAAAGAUUUGGGCAAAGCUAUGGCAUUCUAUGUUAUUGUUACGAAUUGUUCAGAUGCCAUUGAUUAUAAAUCAAUGGGUCGUAUGUUUUGUGGUUAUUGUCAAACAGGUGCUUGGGGUUGUUUUGAUGAAUUUAAUCGAAUUAAUAUUGAAGUACUUUCUGUUGUUGCUCAACAAAUAACAUCAAUAUUAAAUGCAAUGACAACACUUAAAAGUGAAAUUGAAAAUGCUAUACGUGCUAAAACAAAUAUGUCCGAAGAAGAUGCAUUUGCAACAAUUGAUAAACGUUAUUUAAGUAAAAAAUUCACCUUUCAAGGACAAGAUAUUGAUCUUGUUUGGUCAUGUGGAUUAUUUAUUACUAUGAAUCCAGGUUAUGCUGGUCGUACUGAAUUACCAGACAACUUGAAAUCAAUGUUUCGUCCAAUAUCUAUGGUUGUUCCAGAUAGUAAUUAUAUUGCUGAAAUUAUUCUUUUUGGUGAAGGUUUCUCAGAUACACGUUUACUUGCAACAAAAGUUUAUACACUUUAUCAAUUAUGUGCACAACAAUUAUCAAAACAAGACUUUUACGACUUUGGUCUUCGUUCAAUGGCUGCUGUUCUGCGUUAUGCUGGUCGUAAAAAACGUGAUUCACCACAUUUAAAAGAUGAUCAAGUUGUUAUAUUAGCUAUGAAAGAUAUGAAUGUAGCUAAAAUGACUGAACCAGAUUUACCAUUAUUUAAUGGCAUUGUAUCAGAUUUAUUUCCUGAUAUUGAUACACCAACAAUUGAUUAUUCCAAAUUUAAAGCUGCUAUUGAAACUGAACUUGCUGCACAAUAUUUACAAAGUACAGUUCAUACAGUCACAAAAGUUAUACAAUUAUUUGAAACAAAAAAUUCUCGACAUUCUGUUGUACUUGUUGGUUGUACACAAUCAGGUAAAACAGCUAUAUGGCAAACAUUAAAACGUUCAAUGACAAGAAUAGCAACACAAGAUUCAUCAGAUUCAUUAUUUCAACGUGUACAAGAAUAUCCAAUUAAUGCUAAAUCAAUAUCAAUUAAUGAACUUUAUGGAGCAUCAGAUUUAGCAACUGGUGAAUGGAAUGAUGGUAUACUUUCAAAUAUAAUGCGAACGGCUUGUGCAGAUGAUAAAUCUGAUCAAAAAUGGAUUUUAUUUGAUUGUCCUAUUGAUGCUGUUUGGAUUGAAUCAAUGAAUUCCGUUAUGGAUGACAAUAAAAUUUUGACAUUAACUAAUGGUGAACGUAUUGCUAUGCCAGAACAAGUUACACUUCUUUUUGAAACUGGGGAUAUGGCUGUUGCAUCACCUGCUACAGUUUCACGUUGUGGUAUUGUCUUUUGUGAUUAUGAUAAUCUUUCUUGGCGUCCAUUUAUAACUAGUUGGAUAAAUCGAAAACCAAAAGAAUAUCAUGAACCAUUAACAUAUUUAACAAAUAAAUAUUUAAAACCUAUCAUACAAUUUAAACAACAAAAUUGCAAAGAAUUAAUUCCAAUAGCUGAAUUAAAUGGUGUACGUUCAUUUUCUUAUUUAUUUGAUUCAUUAGCAACAAAAGAAAAUGGUGUUGAUCCAGCUGAUGAAGAUAAUUUUUCACGUUUAACUGAAUUAUGGUUUUUAUUUUCAACAAUAUGGUCUGUUUGUGCAUCAGUUGAUGAAGAUAGUCGUAAAAAAAUAGAUGCAUUUGUUCGUGAAUUAGAAGGUACAAUACCAAAUAAAGAUAGUGUUUAUGAAUAUUAUGUUGAUCCUAAACAACGUGCAUGGUUAUCAUGGGAAGAUAAAUUACGUUCAGGUUGGAAAUUAAAUUCUGAUAUACCAUUCUAUAAAAUAAUUGUACCAACUGUUGAUACAAUACGUUAUAAAUAUCUUGUAUCAGCACUUAUUAAACAAGGACAUCCAUGUUUAUUAUGUGGUCCUGUUGGUACAGGUAAAACAUCAGUUGCACAUGCUGUUAUGUCAGAAUUAGAUGCAAGAGAAUAUUCAACAUUAAUUAUAAAUAUGAGUGCACAAACAUCAUCAAAUAUUGUACAAGAAAUUAUUGAAGCACGUGUUGAAAAACGUGUUAAAGGUGUUUAUGUACCAAUUGGUGGAAAGAAAUUAUUAAAUUUUAUGGAUGAUUUUAAUAUGCCAGCUAAAGAUGAAUAUGGUUCACAACCACCAUUAGAAUUAUUAAGAUUAUGGCUUGAUUUUGGAUUUUGGUAUGAUAGAAAAAAUCAAACGGUUAAAUAUAUUAAAGAUAUGUUAUUAUUAACUGGUAUGGGUCCACCUGGUGGUGGUCGAACAGUUAUUAGUCCACGAUUACAAAGUAGAUUUAAUUUAAUUAAUAUGACAUUUCCAUCAGCAACAGAAAUUCGUCGAAUAUUUGGUUCGAUGAUUUCUCAACGUUUAGCAGAUUUUGAUGAUGAAUUUAAAACAUUACCAGAUGCAUUAACAUCAGCAACAAUUGAAAUGUAUGAAACAAUUGUACAAAAAUUUUUACCAACACCAACAAAAAUUUAUUAUUUAUUUAAUUUACGAGAUAUUUCAAAGAUUUUCCAAGGUUUAUUACGUGCUGAUAGAAAAUUAAUUACAUCAAAACAGACAAUGAUUCGUUUAUGGAUUCAUGAAUGUUUUCGAGUUUUUGCUGAUCGACUUAAUGAUGAUAAAGAUCGUGAGCAAUUUAGUGCGAUUUUAAGUGAAAAAUUAGGUACUCAUAUGGAUGUAACAUUUCAUUCAAUAUGUCAAAAUCGAAUUCCACCAGCAUUCGGUGAUUUUGUUAAUCAAGAUGAAAUUUAUGAAGAUUUAUUGGAUUUUGAUAAAUUAAAAAUUCAUAUGGAAAAAGUUCUUAAAGAUUAUAAUGAAACACCAGGUACAGUUCCAAUGGAUUUAGUUCUAUUUCGUGAUGCUAUAUUACAUUUAACACGUAUUGUACGUGUUAUUCGACAACCACGAGGUAAUAUGCUUUUAAUUGGUAUUGGUGGAUCUGGAAGACAAUCAUUAGCUAAAUUAUCAUCAUUUAUAUGUAAUUAUGCUGUAUUUAAAAUUGAAAUUGCAAAAAAUUAUCGUCGAAAUGAAUUUCGUGAAGAUUUAAAACGUUUAUAUAAACAAGCAAGUGUAUCAAAUCGUGAAACAACAUUUAUAUUUGUUGAUACACAAGCUGUUGAAGAAACAUUUUUUGAAGAUAUUAAUAAUAUUUUAAGUUCAGGUGAAGUACCAAAUCUAUUUCGUACAGAUGAACUUGAAGAAAUUAAAACAUCAAUGGCAGCAGAAUUAAAAAAAGAAGGAAUUGAUGAAGAUAAUAAUCAAGAAGUUUAUGCAUUUUUACUUGAUCGUGUUAAAGCAAAUUUACAUAUGGUUGUUUGUAUGAGUCCUGUUGGAGAAGUUUUUCGAAAUCGUAUUCGUAUGUAUCCAUCAUUAGUUAAUUGUACAACAAUCGAUUUAUUUGCUGAUUGGCCACAAGAUGCUUUACUUGAAGUUGGUGAACGUUACCUCUCCCAAAUUGAAUUAGCUGGUGAUGAAAAGUUUCGUCCAUCCAUUGCUCAAAUAUUUGCUACAGUACAUAAUUCUGUUUAUCAAUGUUCAAUACAAAUGUGGAAUGAAAUGCGUCGACGAAAUUAUGUAACACCAAGUAAUUUUCUAGAAUUAACAACUGGUUAUAGAAAACUUUUGUAUGAAAAACGUAAAGAAUUAUGUGAUGCACGUGAUAAAUUAACAAAUGGUUUAGGCAAAAUCGAAGAAGCCAAAAUUCAAGUAACAGAAAUGUCAGUUGAACUUGAAAAGAAACGUGCUUUAGCUAAUGAAGCACAAAAGAAAUGUGAAGAAUCAUUAGGUGGUCUUGUUAAUGAACAACGUGAAGUUGAACAGAGUAAAGCAACAGUUGAAAAAUUAAAAGAACGUGUUAAAAUUGAUGAAGAAAAAGCAUCAACUAUUGCUCAAGCUGCUCAAGAAGAUUUAGCAGCUGCUAUGCCAGCACUUGAAGCAGCUAAUACAGCUUUACAAUCUUUAACUAAAAGUUCAAUUACAGAAGUUAAAAGUUAUGGACGACCACCAGUACCUGUUGAAAAAGCACUAGAAGCUGUUAUGAUUCUUAGAAGUUCGGAACCAACAUGGGCAGAAGCUAAACGACAAUUGGGUGAUACAACAUUUAUUAAUCAAUUAAUUGAUUUCGAUAAAGAUAAUAUUCCAGACAAAAUAAUUAUGAAAAUAGGAAAAUAUACAUCUGAUCCAUUAUUAUCACCACAAGAACUUUUGCGAGUAUCAGUUGCUGCUGCUGGUCUAUUUGCAUGGGUACGAGCUAUGGAAGAUUAUUCAAAAAUAUUCAAAACAGUCAAACCAAAACGAGAUCGUUAUGAAGCAGCUAUGGCUGAAUUAAAUGAAAAACGAGCACAAAUAGCCGAUGCUGAAAGACAAAUUCAAGAAGCACAAAAGCGUCUUGAUGAAUUACGAGCUAAUUAUGAAAAACAAAUGGCUGAAAAAGAACAAUUACGUCGUGAUUGUGAACAUAUGCAAAUGAUGCUUGAAAAAGCUUCUCGUCUUAUUAAUGGUUUAGCAAGUGAAAAAGUUCGUUGGGAAGCAACUGUAGCUGAUCUUGAACAACAAAUAAGUUAUGUUACUGGUGAUUGUUUAUUAGCUGCUGCUUUUCUUUCAUAUAUGGGUCCAUUUCUUUCACAAUAUCGUGAUCAUAUGAUGAAUGAAAUUUGGUUUAAAGAAAUCAAAAAAUUAUCUAUACCAUGUAAUCCAUCAUUUAAUUUUGCAAAUUUUCUAUCUAUACCAACACAAGUACGAGAUUGGAAUAUUCAAGGUUUACCAUCAGAUACAUUUUCAACUGAAAAUGGUGUUAUUGUUACACGUGGGACACGUUGGCCAUUGUAA
Molecule: messenger RNA, 10635 nt
Organism: Rotaria sp. Silwood1
Lineage: Eukaryota; Metazoa; Rotifera; Eurotatoria; Philodinida; Philodinidae
Source: the annotation of a GenBank genome assembly